Malania oleifera is the source of this 1844-nucleotide messenger RNA. Its product is annotated as aspartic proteinase nepenthesin-1. Gene Ontology annotation, molecular function: aspartic-type endopeptidase activity. Lineage: Eukaryota; Viridiplantae; Streptophyta; Magnoliopsida; Santalales; Ximeniaceae. The coding region runs from base 343 to 1716 and encodes 457 amino acids. Gene Ontology annotation, cellular component: extracellular region. The transcript has a single exon. The record is from RefSeq and is a predicted model, not a curated record. Gene Ontology annotation, biological process: proteolysis.
ACACUGAUACCUCACCUCUCUCCAUCUCCCACCACAUUGAAACUAAUUGAUCACCAGUACUACUCCCCUCUUCUUCAUCUCCUUCCUUAUCACUCCCACAACUCACCUUUUGAUCUCCUCUCCUUCUUCCCCUCCACGCUCUCCUGGUCUUCCGAUCGAUCCGCACAUCUCGAUCUCCUCCUUCCUCGCCUUCUCCCCUGCUUCCCCAUGCGUUACUCUCCAUAACCCUCCAUCUCCCUAGCUACGUACCUUCUGACCUUUUCCCUUCCUCUCUUCUUUAUUUAUACCCUUUCCCCCCUCUCCUUCCACAUUAAUAACUGAUAACUAAUUAAUUCUUUAAACAUGGCUUCUUCUUCUUCUCCUCUCUUAGCGAUUUUGGUCACUGCGGUUGCAGUUCUAAUGGCGGUUUCGCUUCCCCCGCCGGCGCUUUCCACCUCCAGAAGAGCUCUCGACAAUGGUGAUGCGGCGGCGGGGGCGGGGAUUGGGUUCCGAGUGGCUCUCCGGCACGUCGAUUCGGAAGGAAAUUUCACCAAGUUUGAGCUGCUCCAGCGCGCCAUCAAGCGUGGGAGGCACAGACUCCAUAGGCUGUCGUCCAUGGCCCUGGCGGGGUCGCCUUCUUCUUCGAACCCUGCCGGGGGAGUGGAAGCCCCUGUGCGCGCCGGCAGCGGGGAGUUCCUCAUGAAGCUCUCCAUCGGUACGCCGGCGGAGUCGUUCUCCGCCAUCAUGGACACCGGGAGCGACCUAAUUUGGACGCAGUGCAAGCCCUGCCAGGAGUGCUUCGACCAGCCAACGCCAAUCUUCGACCCGAAGAAAUCUUCCUCCUUCUCGAAGUUAUCUUGUUCGAGCAGCCUAUGCACCGCCCUCCCUGCCUCCACCUGCUCCGACGGCUGUGAGUAUCUCUACACCUACGGCGACUACUCCUCCACCCAAGGCGUCAUGGCCACCGAAACCUUCUCCUUUGGGGACGACGCCGCCGCCCUCCCCAAAGUCGCGUUCGGGUGCGGCGAAGACAACGAGGGAGACGGGUUCGUUCAGGGUGCAGGCCUCGUGGGCUUAGGCCGCGGGCCCCUCUCCCUCGUCUCCCAGCUAGACGAGCUCAAAUUCUCGUAUUGCCUCACCUCAAUCGACGACACCAAGAGCAGCUCCCUCCUAAUGGGCUCCGCCGCCUCCACCGUCCCGAAAAACUCCAACUCCGCCGUCACCACCCCUCUUCUCAAAAACCCGUCGCAGCCGUCGUUCUACUACCUCGGGCUGGAGGGCAUCACGGUGGGGUCCUCCAGGCUGGACAUCGCGAAGUCAACCUUCGCGUUGCAGGACGACGGCAGCGGCGGCCUGAUCAUCGACUCCGGCACCACCAUAACUUACUUGGAGGACGGCGCGUUCGAGGAGGUGAAGAAGGCGUUCGUGGCGCAGGUGAAGCUGGCGGUGGACGAGUCGGGGGCGGGGGGGCUGGACCUUUGCUUCACGCUGCCGUCGGGGACGGCGCCGGUGAAGGUGCCGAAGAUGGUGUUGCAUUUCCAGGGGGAGGCGGAUUUGGAGUUGCCGGCGGAGAACUACAUGAUAGCGGAUCAGACGGUGGGGUUGAUGUGUUUGGCGAUGGGGAGUUCAAGUGGGAUGUCCAUACUGGGGAACGUGCAGCAGCAGAACAUGAUGGUGGUGCAUGAUCUGCAGAAGGAAACGCUGUCGUUUGUUCCCACUAAGUGCAACAAACUGUAAAACGACGUAGUAUAGGGGAUAAUUGAAUUAGCAUGAGUUGCUGUAUUGUACGGGUCUGGCCCUGUAUGGUUCUUGGUUGGUUCAUUGUGUGGUUUGAUUUCAUUGAUAUCAAUAUAUUGGUUUGACUC